UAUAAAAACAGGACUCUUUCUAGAGCUUCACAAAAUCUUCACUGACAGUCUGAUUGCAACGAUCUGAAAACCGAGGGUUAAUCAUGGCAGUGCUGAGAAGUCUUCUGCUUCUUUCCAUUGUGUAUUCUGUGGUGAAUGCAGAUGAUGAAAAAUGCCCCAAUGGAUGGACAAAUUUUGGAGUCAGAUGCUACAGGUACUUCCCUCAGACAGUUAACUGGAUCACUGCGGAGAGAAACUGUCAAACCUAUGAUGCAAACCUUGCAUCUGUGCAUAAUAAACUGGAAAAUGAUCUCCUACUGAGCAUGGUGCCUUCUAACACACGUUUUUGGGUUGGCACUCAGGAUGGUGAACAAGAAGGACAGUGGAUUUGGAGUGAUGGAAGUCCCUUUGACUACACCAGCUGGUGCUCUGGAGAACCGAACAAUGCAGGAAAUAACGAAAACUGCCUGGAGCUGGCCUAUAGCUCUAACCGUUGCUGGAAUGAUCUGACAUGUUCAGUACAACUUGGCUUUGUUUGUGCUAAAAACCUGUGAGAUCAGAUGCAGUCAUCCUGCUCCACUCCACGUGAUUGUGCUACAUACAUUUACAUUUUCUGAACUUUUCCUUUAUAAAACAUGUUAAUCUGAAAUUAAACUUGCCUCUUUUCUCAGUAUCUUUUCUAAAACACUACUCUAAUCAAUAAAAGCAUUGACAAAGCAUA
Carassius gibelio (silver crucian carp) is the source of this 700-nucleotide messenger RNA. Its product is annotated as galactose-specific lectin nattectin-like. The coding region runs from base 84 to 533 and encodes 149 amino acids. The record is from RefSeq and is a predicted model, not a curated record. Lineage: Eukaryota; Metazoa; Chordata; Actinopteri; Cypriniformes; Cyprinidae. The transcript has 6 exons.